This is a messenger RNA of Cornus florida, 543 nucleotides long. RefSeq names its product acetylserotonin O-methyltransferase-like. The coding region runs from base 1 to 543 and encodes 180 amino acids. The transcript has 2 exons. Lineage: Eukaryota; Viridiplantae; Streptophyta; Magnoliopsida; Cornales; Cornaceae. Gene Ontology annotation, molecular function: S-adenosylmethionine-dependent methyltransferase activity; O-methyltransferase activity. The record is from RefSeq and is a predicted model, not a curated record. Gene Ontology annotation, biological process: methylation.
AUGGCUUGUGAUGCUAGACUGGCUAUGCCAGUAAUAAUUGAUAGUUGUCCUGAAUUAUUAGAUGGGGUGGACUCCUUGGUGGAUGUAGGUGGUGGCGAUGGAACAGUUUUGAGUAUGUUAGUCAAGGCCUUUCAUUGGGUUUAUGGCAUUAACUUUGAUCUUCCUUAUGUUGUGUCUGCUGCACCUAAUUGUAUUGGUGUUAAACACAUUGGAAGUGACAUGUUUGAAAGCCUGCCAAAGGCCGAUGCUGCUUUCCUCAUGUGGGUUCUGCAUGAUUGGGGAGAUGAAGAGUGUAUUCGUAUCCUGAGAAAGUGUCGAGAAGCUAUUCCAAAUGACAAAGGGAAGGUGAUUAUUGUAGAAGCUGUGAUUGAAGAAGAUGAAGGAGAUAAGCUCAAGCAUGUGAGUGUACUGAUGCUGGACAUGGCGAUAAUGGCUUUUACAGACAAGGGGAAACAGAGGACUCUGAAGGAGUGGGCAUAUGUGCUUGGCGAAGGUCGACACAAUGUGAAACGCAUUCAAGCUGUUCAGUCCAUUAUCCUUUAA